AAAAUAAACACUUUGCUAUAAUUAGUUUUGGCAAAUCAAUUCCUCUUCAGUUUCUUGCAGUGUAGUCACAUUGACCGAGUUUCGUUUUACGUUUUCCGUUUUCCACUUCAAUUAGAGGCCACGCACGUGUCUGACCCCCAGGAGCAACAGGUUGUGGUCAAAUGCAACUGUUUUGCCAUAUAAAAAGACCAACGUCAGUCGGUCAGCAACAUCAGUGAGCGUGCAACAUGAGUGGGGCAACAUUAACACCGCUUAUUAUGCUCAUCUCUUUGGCUGUUGUUACUGCACAGCCAGCAGGCUAUCCAAGUGCUCGUCCCCCGGCCACGUAUUUGCCGGCCAAGCCACCAGCACCACCGCCACCGAAGCCACCACCAAAGCCAGCACCACCCAGCAACAGUUAUGGUCCACCCAAGAACGGCAAACCACCGGCGCCACCCAUGAAGAGCUACGGGCCACCAGCCAAGCCAGCGCCUCCUCGUGAUAGCUACGGACCACCGCCAAGCAAUGGCAAUCAAAACUACUUGCCGCCCUCUAACGGAGGAAGGGGCAAUGGAGGUGGUGCCGGGGGUAAUAGUGGUGGACAGGAUAUACCCAUUAUAAAACUGGAGUCGAAAAUCAACAGUGAUGGUUCUUACAAGUACGAAUACGAAACAGGAAACGGCAUCAAGGCAGAGGAGAUGGGAUAUCUGAAGAAUGCCGGCGUGGAAGGUGCCGAGGCGCUAACCGUUGAGGGCUCCUUCUCCUACAGCAGUCCCGAGGGCGAGCAGAUAUCGUUAACCUACAUUGCCGAUGAGAAUGGAUUCCAGCCGCAAGGCGAUCAUCUGCCCACACCGCCGCCCAUUCCCAUCGAGAUUCAGGAGGCACUGGACAAAAUUGCAGCUGGUGGCGGCUGUCAUGGUUGCGAUGACAACGAAGCUGGCGGCGGUGGCGGAGGCGGUGGCAACAAUGGAGGCUACGUCUAUCGCUGAAAAAUAGGCGCCCACUCUAAAGGAUCAAAUACAAUUGACACAUUGGCUGUAAACAGGUUGCGGCCUACUUAUUUAAGAACAAGCAAACACCAAAAACCAAAAUUUGGCUUGUGCCGGUCUCUCUCUCUCUCUCUCUCUUUCUGGUGUGGGUUUGGUUUUCAGAU
This is a messenger RNA of Drosophila sulfurigaster albostrigata, 1132 nucleotides long. RefSeq names its product pupal cuticle protein 20 (gene Cpr65Az). Gene Ontology annotation, molecular function: structural constituent of chitin-based larval cuticle. The transcript has 2 exons. Gene Ontology annotation, cellular component: chitin-based extracellular matrix. The coding region runs from base 228 to 968 and encodes 246 amino acids. NCBI's taxonomy places the organism in Eukaryota, Metazoa, Arthropoda, Insecta, Diptera, Drosophilidae. The record is from RefSeq and is a predicted model, not a curated record.